AUCUGUUGCCCUUUAGAUCAUGAUAUUAAAAAGGUGUUUCAAGAUAGAGAAGUAAUGGUAACUGUAUUUCUAGAUAUUGAAAGAGCAUAUGACUCACUAUGGAAGGAUAGUUUAUUAAUUAAACUCUAUGAUGCGGGAAUUAGAGGUAGAAUGUUCAAUUGGAUCAAAGAUUUUCUUAAGGAAAAGACAAUUCAAGUAAGAAUAGGCAGAACAAGCUCUAAGUCAGUUAAAAUAGAUAAUGUUACUCUUCAAGGAAGCGUCAUUAGUCCAGUUUUUUUUAAUGUCAUGAUAAACAAUAACUUUGAGCAGGUAGGGACAGGAUUUGGCAAGUCAUUGUUUGCAGACGAUGGUGCAAUCUGGAAAAGAGGAAGAAACAUCAAGUAUAUAUUAAAGCAGCUUCAAGGAAGCAGAGCAAUUUCAACAGCGUCGAUUGUAAAUGAAUAUUUAAACAAUAAAUGGGGAUCUUAUCUGAAGAUUUUUACUGAUGGCUCAGUGGACCCAGACAGCAGUAAGGGAGGACAACUACAAGAUGUGACAAUUCAAGAAAGCAAUGUCCAUCAUCAUGGACCCCCACCACCUCGAUCAUGCCCGCUUCUCAAUGCUGACAUCAGGAAGGAGAUACAAGAGCUUGAAGACCCACAACUCAAAGUUCAACAGCAUCCAAGUCCAAAGAACUCUUCUGCUUCUGGGAAGAGGUCUCCAACUCUGAGCCAGGCAUUCAACACUUCCUUGCUGCCAUCUGCACAGAUCGUGGGGAUGUCUUCAAUUGAAGGUGCUGCCCGACCUGCUAAGAUGUGUUGCUUGGGAUUUUCAGUGUCCGCAGAAACUCUUGUGUUUCUGAGAGCUUUUUGAGGGGCUCUUAGACAGGCACAUGGAUGUGCAGAGAAUAUAGGGGUAUGGACAUAUGUAGACUGAAAGGACUAGUCUACUUAGGCAUCCAUCAGAAACCCAAUGGUGGAGGGAAAUAAACUGUUCCUAAAAUGUUGAAUGUGUGUCUUCAGGCUUUUGUACCUCCACUCUGAUAGUAGCAAUGAAAAAAUGGCAUGUCCUGGGUGUAAGGGUCCUUCAUGAUGGAUGCUGCCUUUUUGAUAUUAUCUCAAUGGUGGGGAGGUUUAUGAUGAUGAUGGAACGGGCUGAGUUUACAAUCACCUGCAGAUUUAUUGAUCUUGUGCAGUGACCCCACCAGCUCCCUCUGCCUAUUUCCCUUUCUGUUUACUGUAGGGAACACUCUCUUCCUGCUUCCCUGCACUGUUACUUUCCCCAUCUCCAAGCACUUUUCCCGGACACUACAGGAGAUGUAACAUCUGUUUCCCUCACCUCCUCCCUUACCAUCUGCCAGGGGACCUAAGCACCCGUUUGGAGUGAGACGGACAACCACAAUGUUCACUUGCACCUCUUCCAACAGUGUUGACUGCAUUCCAUGGUCACCGUAUGGCCUCAUCUACAUUGCUGACCAUUUUUCCGAGCACUUCCAGGUAAUCUGACACAACUUGGUAGCUGAAUCUGCAUGGAGCCCAAUAGAUCAUUGGUCUAAACUCAGAUACAAAUUGAUGGCUCCUUCCUUUCCUGUCUGUGUAACCAGCCACCGAACUGGGAGCAGGUAAGGGCCACUUGGGUCCUCUUGUCUGCUCUGAUCUGAGUCUGAGUCAUGACCAACCUCACAUUCCUGCCUCGUCUCAAUCACUCACUAUCGGCUUAUUUCCUAAUGAUAUUUAUACCUUAAUAGCCUUCACAGUCUCCGCUUCCAUCAGACUCUGAGGAGGAGAGAUCCAAAGCUAGUAAUUAAAUGCCCAACCAAAUGAGUCUCUUCUACCUACACAAUAUCCAGAUCACUCCAAACUCAGCACAUACCUGUGCUUAUCUAAGAGCGUGUGGGAACAAGAAAACUUUCCUUUAUCGCACACAUCUGCUCUCAUCUUCCCUCCUCCCCAGAGAGAACAGUGAUAGAGUGGGAGGCAGGGUUUGAGGGGGGCAUCUCAAGAAGUAAAAAGAGAGCAGUUUCUUUUAAGGAGGCAGUGCUUUAUAAUUUGUACAAGGGUGGUAUCCCUCCCUGACAUGAAUGUUUUUAUUGUCAAUUCUAAUGACAGCAGGGAUUCUAAUGAAGCUGGUUACACAAAUAGGAUGGGAGGAAGAAUUAGUGAGGAUUUUCAUGCACCCCAUAGAGAUACACAAAGGAUUGUGUCCUACCUACAGGAAAGAUGUUGAUAAGUGUUAUGAUCCAGCAACAAUUAAUAUAUAAUUGAGACAGGUUUCUUCAUAACAAAUAAAACAUUUAAUAAACUCUGCUAAAAAAAAAAACCAAAAGUAAACAAACGACUAACUUAACCAGAAGUCAGCUGCAAAUACGGAAGCUCCAAUAGUUCUUAAAGUGAGAAAUGCGAACUCAGUUCUUGAAAAUAGUAUUGCAAAAAGUCAAAAAUGAUUUACAGUCAGUUAAAGGAGUGACUUCCCUUGAAUUAAAUCCUCUUUCACGACAUUACUGCUGAUUCCAGCCGAAGUAUGCUUUGCCGAGAGAUUUACGAUUGAAGAAAAUGAAAUGGCUUAAAGGCACUGACCUUUCCUUGGCGAAACUCUGCACCCAGCUCUUUCUGCCCCUUUUAGCAGGAGUUAUCAUGGCUUGCAGGUUACUAAUUUCUUGUACGAAGAUUAAAUAAGGUCGUACCUGUUUCACCAUCAACACCAACUUUCCCAAUCCUUCGUAUUUCUGAACUUCGACGAAUCUUCACUCUCCAACUGGCCUUUAACUGGUAGUAUUGUAGCAAAACUACCGGCAAUAACGUUUGAAACUUAAGACAGAAAAUAAAACUCCACGUUUAAACAAAACUGUGUCAUAACAUCGAAAUACGCAGCAACAUGGAGUCAGUGCCGAUUCAGCCAUGAACUGGCCCACCUCACAGGAAGGGGUUCUCCUUUUAUACCCUGGUGAAAAAAACUAUCACAUGACCUCUCACUGGCAGGAAAAUGAUGUCACUCCACCAUCACCAGACCAUUACCUCAUGCCCAGCAUAGCCUCAAUUACAUCAUGGCCAUGUGACAGGCACAAGAUACCCACGGGUACAUA
This is a messenger RNA of Hypanus sabinus (Atlantic stingray), 3061 nucleotides long. RefSeq lists its product as uncharacterized. Bases 55 to 852 code for a protein of 265 amino acids. The record is from RefSeq and is a predicted model, not a curated record. NCBI's taxonomy places the organism in Eukaryota, Metazoa, Chordata, Chondrichthyes, Myliobatiformes, Dasyatidae. The transcript has 5 exons.